AUGACGGAUGUGGAGGGCCACUGGUCUUAUUUCUGUAACUUCGUGGAGCUGUCAGAGGGCCUCACAUUUGCAGAAGAUGGCGAUCAGCGUGAUGCUCGACGUCCUCCAGAACUGAUCCUGAAGGACGGCUGGCACUUUGUUUUCGGUGGCGACACCUGUGACAAAGGUCCCGGGUCUUUGAGGUGUCUGGAGACGCUGGUUUCGGCCAAGAAGCGCUAUCCCGACAGAGUUCACUUGCUUCUCGGAAAUCGGGACAUAAACAAGAUGCGAUACACCUCUGAAUUUACGGAUGAAGAGGUGCGAAAAAUCUCAUCUGAUACACCUGGUGCAUACUGGGUUCCGGAAGACAAGCGGGUGAGUCCAUGGAGUUACUUCACUAGCCUAGCUGCUCAUGCAGAAGGCAAGGACAUGGACCACCUGACACAUGAAGAAAUACGGCACUUCUGCACCAAGUCCAACUUGAUGAGAUAUCAUCUCAAGUACGACAUGGGCUCUGACGGCGAGUUUGAAUUUCGGCGUCAGGAGCUCGCGCACAUGUCAGAGAGGAACUUGGCCGAAGUGUCUGAUGAAGAAGUCGUCAAGAGCUACGAGGAUAGUGUCGCAGAGGACGGAGUCAUGCGCGACUAUCUCCGACUCGCAGAAAUUGCUUGCAUCCUUGGAUCCACCCUCUUCGUUCAUGGCCAGAUCAUUGGCAACCAGUUCUACGACUGCGGGCAUGAUGGUGUCGCAUGGGCUGUGGGUUGUGUGCCCUCAGAUGAUGCUGCGACCUUCGAGUGGGUGUCUGAUCUGAGGGACUGGGUAAAACAGGUGAAUACCUGGUCCCGACGAAGUGUGGGCGCGUGGCAGGUCCAGCCAACCUGGCAAAGGUCUCCCUCCGCUCCAACUUUCGAGGAGUGGUCUCACAGAGGAGGUGCUGGGCUCAUUGCCUAUGGCACCCCUGCCACACGUGUACCUUCAGUGGUGUACUGCCGCUGGUUGGAGGGCAAUUGCAUGCCCAAGUCUCCCUGGCCGGACCUUGUGAAGCAUCUUCAAGACCAUGGCAUCUGUCGCGUCGUAGUUGGCCACACGCCGCAUGGCAACUGUCCAACUGUUAUACCUCAUGAAGGAUUGUCCGUCAUUAUGGGUGACACGAGCUACAGUUGCAUGAAAUCUGAUCUUGCAUAUGCCGGAGACAAUCGUGGCGAUGCAGUCUGCGAGAUCGCCUUGGAAGGUGAUAAGUGCUUCGUGCGGGGGCGCACUGGCUAUGUGGACGGACUUAGCUGCCAUCGGCAGGUUGUACACUACGCAGCACCUGGCGGCUGCGAUGGUGGUGGAGAUCCUCACAUAGGGAUUGUGCAGCCGCGAAGCGAGGAGGUACCCGAAGACAAGCGCUUCUUUGUCAAGGCGUGCUUGGCAGCUUUGGAAGGAUAUGAUGCCAGAUAUCUCCUGUGCAAAGUGGAUGGUUUCACCAACACCUAUCAGGAGGAGUCUCCGGAUGAGGUCAUCCGAAUAUUUGGGAGUCACUCCAUCCUGCCGUCCAACAAAACAACUAGGGAAGAUAUUACUUCCUUCGGUGAAGAAUUUGGGGCCGGAUUUUCUGGUGCUGAAGGCGAUGUGGUCGAGCGUAUCUUUCGCAGGCUUGAUCGAAAUCAUGAUGGAGCAGUGACGGCACAUGAGCUUCGCACAGCCUGCAUCGACAGCACCGUUCGAGUCGCACUCCAAUGGACUUUCCCAGACACCUGCUUGGAGGCACCCUUCUUCGAUUUUCUUGUGGGCAUGGCAUUGGGGCGAGCCUUCAACGUAAACCUGGAGGAAGUCUUCACUGAGCUGGAUGCCAACAGAGAUGGAAUGGCACUCGCCCUGGCGACACCUGAAACUGAGUCGCGUCGGUUCGACACGAAGUAG
Molecule: messenger RNA, 1884 nt
Organism: Symbiodinium necroappetens
Lineage: Eukaryota; Dinophyceae; Suessiales; Symbiodiniaceae
Source: the annotation of a GenBank genome assembly